AUGACUAAAACAAAUCCUAAGAACGAACAAGCAAUUGGAAUUGAUCUGGGAACAACAAACUGUUGUGCGGCUUAUUACUCUAAAAAGCUUGUGAAUAUUGAGCAUGACUCAGUUAGAUUGCUUCCUUCAAUUAUUCUAUAUACUUCACCAUCAACACCUCUCGUUGGUGAAGUAAACCCAGAGCAAUUAUUGGAAAAUGAAAAUACAAUUAUCACUAACACAAAAAGGUUUAUUGGACUAAAGUUCACCGAUCCCAAAGUUAAAGAAAAUGCUCAGAAUUUACCUUUCGAACUUACUGAUCAUCAAGGUGGUGCAGCCUUCAAACUCACGUUUAGAAAUAAUGAAAUCAAAAUAGUUACCCCUAUAGAGGCUGCUGUUCAUCUUUUAACACAAAUUAAAAAAAAUGCCGAAGCUCAGCUUAAGGCAUCUGUCACUCAAGCAGUCGUUACUAUUCCUGCACACUUCAACUAUCAACAACGCGAAGAAACAAAAUUAGCAGCAACAACUGCUGGAUUCAAAGAUGUACAUCUUUUGACUGAACCUGUUGCAGCUGCUAUUGCUUACAAUUAUGAAACCGAUUUUGGUGAACCUAAAGACACAAAAAUGGAAACAAAUAUCCUUGUGUUUGAUUUAGGUGGUGGAACAUUUGACGUGUCUAUUCUCAGUGUUGUUGAUGAAGACUACACUGUGCUUUCCGAAGAAGGAAAUAUGCAUUUGGGGGGGUUGGAUUUUGACAAUCGCCUUUUCAACCACUUUAAAAAUGACAUUAUUAAGAAUCAUGAGUUUGAUGUUUCUGUUUCACCAACUGCAAAAUGGAGACUUCAUAAAGCUUGCGAAGAGUUGAAAAAAAGGUUGAGCAUAUCUGAAACAGCCUCAAUUUCUCUCAAAAGCUUUUCACCCACAGACUAUACCUUGACUAUAACACGUCGUGAUUUUGAAAUUUUGUGUCGAGAUUUAUUUGAAGAAACCAGAACCACAAUAACUAAUGCAAUUACUCAAGCCAAAUUGAAAAAUUCAAAUCUAAAUAUUACACGGGUUAUUUUAGUUGGUGGCUCUAGCUUGAUUCCUUAUUUCACAAAUGAAAUUUUGAGACCCAUGUUCCCACAAAGCAAAAUUUGCAAAGAUGUAUCCACCGAAGCUGCCGUUGCCUAUGGUGCAGCCCUAAGAGCAGCAACCUAUUAUGGAAAUUUAUCUGGAAAUUUACGCCAAAUUAACCUUAGGGAUGGAGAACGCGAUAUUGCCUCCAGAAACUUCUUUCUUGGGAUUCUUUUUCUUAAAAUUGAACCUAAACCCCGAGGUGAAGUUACUGUAGAUGUGACAUUUUCCAUUAAUGACGAAGGAAUUCUAACAGUGAAGGCACAAAUAUUGCCAUCAGGAGCAUCAAAAAAAAUUCGACUUGAGGGUGCAAGUCAAAUUUCUGAAGAAGAAAUCCAGCGCUUAAAAGACGAAGCUUUACAAGCAGCUGCUGAAGAUGAAAAGUCUAAGCAAUCAGCGGAAGCAAGAACCAAGUUGGAAGAUUUCAUUUAUAAAAAAAGACGGACUUUGAAAGAUGACAAAGAAGGCAAAGCUGCUAACGACAUACUGAAAGCUUCAGAAGAUAAAAUUAAAACAAACACCUUAAUGGCUAAUGAUUUGGAAAAGGAACUGGAAAAUUUGACGUUAGAUUUAGCUUCCCUUGGUCUUUAA
Messenger RNA from Magnusiomyces paraingens, 1686 nucleotides. RefSeq lists its product as uncharacterized. Gene Ontology annotation, cellular component: cytoplasm. Lineage: Eukaryota; Fungi; Ascomycota; Dipodascomycetes; Dipodascales; Dipodascaceae. The coding region runs from base 1 to 1686 and encodes 561 amino acids. Gene Ontology annotation, biological process: protein refolding; cellular response to unfolded protein. The transcript has 2 exons. Gene Ontology annotation, molecular function: ATP binding; heat shock protein binding; ATP hydrolysis activity. The record is from RefSeq and is a predicted model, not a curated record.